AUGGCCUUAUCUCUGGGCUACCAGCUGGGGGCGUUCACUGCUCCGUCUCUGGUGGUGGUCUCUGGGGGCCCCUGCGGCGACUGCAGCAGCAGCAGCGACAGCAGCAGCAGCAGCAGCAGCAGCAGCAGAACAGCUGAUCUGCUGCAGAUGCGGCGGUGGGUGCAGCUGGCCAAGGAGUGGGCACCCCACUUAAGUCUGCGGCCAAUCCUGUCUCCUGAAGAUGCUGCAGGGGCCCUUUUGCUGCCGCAGGUGGAAGGGGGAGCAACAGCAGCAGCAGCAACAGCAGCAGCAGCAGCGGCGGCGCCCAGCUGCUACGCCUUGCAUGCAUCAGCAGCCAGCGAGCCAGAGCAGGCCACAGCGUCGGCGGCUGCAGCUGCAGCAGGUGCAGCAGCAGCAGCAGCAGGGGGGCCCCCAGGACCCUCUCAGGGGCCCCUCUAUAUCACCACAUUUGCUGCACUUGGGAGGGGCCCCCAGUCCCCCACAUUUCAGCAGCUGCGGCGGCAGCACUCGUCUCUGUCGCUGCUGAUAGUUGAUUCUCGCUGCCGCCGCCAGUGCGCCUGGGAGCAGCAGCAGCAGCAGCAGCAGCAGCAGCAGCAGGAGCAGCAGCAGCAGCAGGACACUGGCAGCGCCGCUUGCUGCUGCAGCGCGCUGGACUCGCCCGCGUCUGUCUCCUACGCUGUCAUGGCAGCAGCAGACAGCUGCUGGGCACCCGAGGCAAAAGGGCCCUGCAGCAAACCCUCUGCAGCAGCAGCAGAGCAGGGGGGCCCCCAGCAGCAAGGGGGCCCCUCGGAAGAGGGGCCCCCCAACCCCCCCCAAUCUGUUAGGAAACUGAUAAUCACAGACCACGCCGUCAGCAGGCAGUACUCCGCCCUGCGGCUGCUGCUGCCGCAUUUGCUGCCGGGGGUGUUCAGAAGUGCUGCUGCAGUGGACCGGCUGUCUCAGUGUGAAGCGGCGUCAGCUGCCAGUGCAGCAGCAGCAGCAGCAGGAGACCCUCCAGCAGCCACAACUGCAGCAGCAGCAGCAGCAGCAGCUGGUGCAGCAGCAGCAGCUGGUGCAGCAGCAGCAGCAGCACUGGCGUUUGCGCGUGGCUGCGCCUUUCCCCUCAUCCUUAGAAGGUCCCGCAGCUCCGUGCUGCUGCAGGACCUGCCGCCGCUGCAGCGGGAAGUCCAUUUGCUGCGGCUGUCUUCCUAUGAGGAGCAGCAGUACACAGAAAUUGAAGCUGCAUGCGCGCAGGGCCUGCUGGCUGCUGCGGGGGCUGCCCCCUCCGCAGCAGCAGAAGCAGCAGCAGCAGCAGCAGCAGCAGCAGCAGCAGAAUCCGACUUCCUCGCUGGGGCCGGCGGGGACGUCGAAACCAUCACUGCCAAAACUGUAGAAGCCAUGAGGCUCGUUUGCCUGCACCCUGCGCUGGUGGCUCCCUGCAUCAGCAGCAGCAGCAGCAGCAACAGCGGCAGCAGCAGCAGCAGCAGCAGCAACAGCAGCAGCAGCAGCAGCAGCAUAGAUGAUGUUGCUGACCCAGAAGAGGGAGACAUGCCUCUGGUGACACCUGAACUGCUCGAGCGGCUGCUGGAGGCCCUGGCCGUCGCAGUGCCCAUCGGCCGCAGCCUCAGCAGCAAGCAGCGAAAAGAGGCGCUGCGGCGGCGGGUGUGCAGGUGGAGGCAGUGGGAAGCUGCGCAUGUAGCGCUGCAGCUGGGGCUGCUGCAGCAGCAGCUGCUGCAGCAGCACAUGGUCCGCUGCAGCAGCAAGCUCACAUGGCUGUGCCGGCACCUGGAGGACUUGCGGACGGCAGCAGCAGCAGCAACAGCAGCAGCAGCAGCAGCAGCAGCAGGCCAGAAGCCCCCCGAGCCGCCGGCGGACGGCGUGUCUCGAGAAGAGGCGCUGCGGGCCAAAGUGCUGCUGCUAAACCCUCUGCCCCUCACUGUGGGGCCCCGCAGCAGCAUGGGGCUGCUGCUGCGGGAUGUGCUGCUGCCGCGGCCGCUGGUCAUAGACAAAGGUGACAGCGCGCUGGCAGCAACUCAGAAGCUGCGGGACUUUAAGAGGGCUUGUCUUUCUCAGGUUCAGGUGCUGUUGGUCGAGGACCUGGAGCUGCUGCUGCUGCUGCCGCCCCACAUGUUUGCUGGCCUUCGCCAGGUGGUGUGGCUGGCCCCUGCACUCAGCAGCAGCAGCAGCAGCAGCAGCAACAGCAGUCGCAGCAGCAGCAGCAGCGAGCAGGCUGGAACUUCGGGGGACUCACUUGUUGCUCCAGAGGUUCCCCAGGGAUGCGCAGCCUUCACAAGCGCUGUGGAGCAGAGGCUGAUGUCUGUCGGGAGCGCGUCGCCCUUGAUAGUGCAUUACUUGAUUUGCGCGCGGACUUACGAAGAGUUCCAUUUGCGGCCUGAGGCCUCCGACGGCCCCCCCUUCGCCUAA
This is a messenger RNA of Eimeria necatrix, 2403 nucleotides long. RefSeq lists its product as hypothetical. Lineage: Eukaryota; Apicomplexa; Conoidasida; Eucoccidiorida; Eimeriidae. The record is from RefSeq and is a predicted model, not a curated record. The transcript has 7 exons. The coding region runs from base 1 to 2403 and encodes 800 amino acids.